Penicillium soppii is the source of this 1035-nucleotide messenger RNA. RefSeq names its product 3-oxo-5-alpha-steroid 4-dehydrogenase family protein. The coding region runs from base 1 to 1035 and encodes 344 amino acids. The record is from RefSeq and is a predicted model, not a curated record. Gene Ontology annotation, biological process: lipid metabolic process. Gene Ontology annotation, molecular function: oxidoreductase activity, acting on the CH-CH group of donors. NCBI's taxonomy places the organism in Eukaryota, Fungi, Ascomycota, Eurotiomycetes, Eurotiales, Aspergillaceae. The transcript is spliced from 2 exons.
AUGGGUACUAUUUCUUCUACUCUCUGGCAUGCUCUGCCUUCUAGUUCAGACCUUUCUCCACCAGCUCCGGGUAUCUACACUGCCAUCCUGGGCUAUUUCCAAUACUUUCCCCUGAUAUCAAUUGUGCAAUGGAUUUUGUCAUGGCAUCCAGCAGGGAAAACAUCCACACAGUCCAUCUUCAACAUCCCAGGCCGAAUUGCCUGGUGUGCCAUGGAGAUAGUUGGCCCUAUCAACUUGAUCUACAACCUAAUCACCCCAUCAGCCCACUCGCCUUCUAUUGCCAACCUCCCAGCAUCCAACAUUGUAGUCGCGUCUCUCUACUGCAUUCACUAUCUCAACCGCGCCAUCAUCUCCCCCUUUAUCUCAGCACCAAGCAUGUCCCCAAUCCACGUCUUCAUCAUGUCUUCAGCAAUGUUAUUCAACUGGUUCAAUUCCUCCUGCCUAAGCGGCUGGUUGCGCGGUUACGCAAUCCCGACUAUCCCAAGAUUUGAUCCAAGCACUACCCCCUCCCCAGUGGCAACUUUCCUCCCAAUCGUAGGCGUCAUCCUCUUCGCAAUUGGAAUGACAGGCAACAUCUACUCUGAAACAGCACUUUUCCGACUCCGCCGAGAAGAAGCCGAAAAACGAACUAAAAAGACAGACGAUGCACAGCCAAAUAAGUUCCACAAAGUCUACGUCAUCCCCCCUCCCCGUGGUGUCUUCCGCUACAUCUUGUAUCCGCACUAUGUCUUUGAGUGGCUGGAGUGGAUUGGUUUCGCUCUUGCCGGAACAGCUGUGGUUCCUUUGUAUGCACUGCCAUCGUCUGGUGCGGCUAUCACUCCUCCCCUUCGUCUUGCCCCUUGGUUGGUCCCUGCUGCUUGGGCAGCUGGGAAACUCGCUGUGCCGCUUCCUCUUCCGGCAGUCAUUUUUGUCGUCAAUGCCGUUACGAAUAUGCUGCCUCAUGCGCGUUGGGGAAGGGUUUGGUAUGUGGAGAAGUUUGGAGAGAAGGCUGUUGCUGGAAGGGGUGCUGCUGUACCUGGGUGUGUGUGGAUGUGA